This is a messenger RNA of Sinocyclocheilus grahami, 1088 nucleotides long. Its product is annotated as small conductance calcium-activated potassium channel protein 3-like. Gene Ontology annotation, molecular function: small conductance calcium-activated potassium channel activity. Gene Ontology annotation, cellular component: membrane. Bases 42 to 1088 code for a protein of 348 amino acids. The record is from RefSeq and is a predicted model, not a curated record. Gene Ontology annotation, biological process: potassium ion transport. The transcript has a single exon. Lineage: Eukaryota; Metazoa; Chordata; Actinopteri; Cypriniformes; Cyprinidae.
GAGGAGCAGAGCACAAACAAAUCUGCUGGAGCCUCGUUGCCAUGGAUCCCCCUCCCUCUCUGAGUCUGGCCCUUCUCAGCAGGAGCGAAGACGAAGAGCAACAUCUGCCCCUCCCUCUCGGUGGUCUCUCCCAUGCUUCCCUUUCUGGCAACUACCCUGGGACCAACCAUUCGAAUCACACGGGAGGCAACAGCAGCCUGGAGCGUCUCAAUGGCACUCCGUCACCCACCACGCCAAACCUUCCCCCUGCAUCGCUGCCCAAGUUGCCCCUGUCCACGACACCCCAGCUGUCCACACCAAUCCCCAACGCGCUCCACCCCACCAGCACCCCGCUCUCCUCCUGCCUGGGCAGCCAACAUAGCCUGAGCGGGGAGACUUCGCCUGUCUACAAUGCGCUGUUCUACUCCUCUCAUUCGCCUUCCACUGAGCGAGAGCGAGAGAGGGGAUGUAAACACAGGCAGGCCAGUCCGCUGGUGCACAGGCGGGACAGUAACCCCUUUACCGAGAUCGCCAUGAGCUCGUGCAAGUACAGCGGCGGCGUGAUGAAGCCACUCAGCCGCCUCAGUGCCUCCCGCCGUAACCUCAUUGAGUCCGACAGCGGAAGUGACACCAAAGAGGGCGCGGCGAGCGGGAGCCAGGCGACCGCGGCCUCCUCUCAACACAGUCAGUCCCAAUCCCAGAACCCCCCAGAGAUCGUUAUCUCCUCAAAAGAGGAUCCACCUUACGGACACGCUUACGAACUCGAGGCCUCGGCCAAUCAAAUGUCCAUCUACCACCAGAACCACGCCCUCUCUGAGAGCAGGGGUGUGCUGGGUGGCGUGGCAAGGGGUGGGACUAAUGGAAGGAGGGGCGGUGCUGUCGUGGGAGGCCCGGGGAGGACCGCUUCCAAAGCCCCUAAACGUAAGAAUCAGAACAUUGGCUACAAACUAGGCCACAGGAGGGCGCUGUUUGAAAAGAGGAAGAGACUUAGUGACUAUGCGCUCAUAUUCGGCAUGUUUGGCAUUGUUGUCAUGGUGAUAGAGACCGAGCUGUCCUGGGGUGUCUACACUAAGGUGAGGACUUUGUGCACUGGGGACUGGGGUGAAUAG